AUGAGUUGGUUAGAAGAGUCCAUCAUGAUCUCAUUCCUUUUCAAAGGUACAACAACCAGCACUUGCUUCUAUCUACUUCGAAAGUUUUUAAUUCUACAUUCAAAUCCAACAAAGGGAAAAGAAUUUUAUUGCGCAAAAAAGGAGAGAAAUUCCGAAACGGCAAGAGAGAAUUGUUGUGGCUUAGCAGCAACAUUCACUUGCUGUCUCAGUAGAUGCUUGUCCAGGUAUUGUGAAGCAAAUGAAUCUAAUUCAGAUAUGACUACAGAAAUGUUCAAAGAAUUUAUUCAUUUAGGAUUAGAACACAUAAUUUACGACGAGCAAAAGUAA
Messenger RNA from Clunio marinus, 327 nucleotides. Lineage: Eukaryota; Metazoa; Arthropoda; Insecta; Diptera; Chironomidae. The record is from the annotation of a GenBank genome assembly.